UAACUGUUAGCUUUUGUCAUGUCAACAUUGUUUCCCGAACCUCAGAUUGGCUCAUUAACACGACUGAGUACCUGACAAGAAGGCUGGAAGAGCCAAUCGGCUGCGGGGGGAGAGAGCACAGUGGUUGGGAUGGGUAAAGUGCAGAGCUCGAGACAGAUGUUAGAGUUGCAGCUGUUCACCACCUCCACUGCAGCCUGCUGGAGAAAGAAGCCUGACAUUGACAGUGCGGCUCACUACGAGCCUUACACAGCCCUCUUACUGAAAAUGUUGGCGACCAAAGGCCGGAUUCAGGGACGUGUGCUGCUUGUGCUACUCGCGUUACGUGGGCAAACUGCUCGCUGUCAUCAUCGAUACAAAGGCUCUGCGACCCGUGAAGAACUGAGACUCCUUCUGGUCGGUAAAACAGGCUCGAGAAAGAGUGCGUCCGGAAACACCAUCCUGGGGGAUGCGUACGCUUUCAAAGAGGACGUUUCGCCCGAGUCUGUCACCGACGGCUGUCUCAGAAAAGAGGCAGAGGGCGAAGACAUAAGAACAAUCGCUGCGAUCGACACUCCGGGGCUGUCUUCUGGAUGAAAUAGAUGAAAUGAUGGUGGAUUUCAAUGGAGGAAACCACUACACCAACGAGAUGUAUAAGGCGGCCCAGAAGAAACUCGAAAGAGAAAGGCUGAAGAGGAGAAAGGAGGAAGAGCAAAGAAAAAGGGAAGAAGAGGAGAGGAUCGAAUUGAAGGAGCGGUGUAAAUUCUUCGGCCUCGCUUCCCUGGGAUUAUUUGGCGCAGGAGCGUACUUUACAUCUUAUGUUCUCAUGGGGCUCAGUGGAGCCCUUGGAUAUUCUCAGUAAAAUUGUACACUGGCAAUGUUCGCUUGGCUAAACCCACCCCGUUUCUCCUUGUUACACUACGAAGGCUGAGUUUCAUUUCACUUGUUUUCUCGGAUUUCUAGUUCUAAUGCAGUCUAUGUACUUACUUACUUACUUACUUACUUACUUACUUACUUACUCGCUGAAUGUUUGC
This is a messenger RNA of Pelmatolapia mariae (spotted tilapia), 1010 nucleotides long. Its product is annotated as GTPase IMAP family member 8-like. The record is from RefSeq and is a predicted model, not a curated record. Gene Ontology annotation, molecular function: GTP binding. Lineage: Eukaryota; Metazoa; Chordata; Actinopteri; Cichliformes; Cichlidae. Bases 130 to 573 code for a protein of 147 amino acids. The transcript has 3 exons.